AUGACUACUUUUAGUGAAGACGACAAUGAUCGCUUUCUACAGUUGAUGAGCAAAUUGGAAGAUGGUCCUAAACGAUUUCAGAUGGUUAGUAAAGAAAUGUCAGACUACACGCCUGAACAACUCUCAAACCAUUGGAAUGAUUAUCUUGACCCUGAAUUAUCCUACAGAAAUUUCUUAACCAUUGAUGAAAAACGAUUUAUUAUCAAUAUGGCUCCAUAUUAUAACAAAUCAACCGCAAUACGUGAUAAAGUGUGUUGGAAAGAGUUAAGGAAUGAUUUGCGAAUGAAGUACGGCCAUCUUCACCCAAUUAAAAGGAUUAGAAAUGUUUGGUAUAAUAGAAAAAAACGCUACUACAGAGCUGCAAGGGCUGCAAAAAAGACCGCCAAAACUGCAAGUGACACCGUCGAUCCUCCUUCUAUCGAUCUAGAUGUUACUUCCCGAAUUUCUAUUGCUUCUCUUUUGAAUCCUUGA
Funneliformis mosseae is the source of this 471-nucleotide messenger RNA. The record is from the annotation of a GenBank genome assembly. Lineage: Eukaryota; Fungi; Glomeromycota; Glomeromycetes; Glomerales; Glomeraceae.